AUGGAAGUUCAGCCGACGGAUCAUACAAUUUUCUCUCACAUUCUGAAGGCUUGUUCAGCUCUGUCAUUUGGACAGGGAAGGUCUGUCCAUGCAUCCUUGAUUAAGCAGGGAUUUGAUUUAUUUACUUCUGUGGGAAAUUCAGUAAUGGACUUUUAUGCGAAAUCAGGAGCAUUGGGAUCUGCAGUGGAUGUCCUGAAUAGCAUGAAGACAAAGGAUUCCGUUUCGUGGAAUACAGUUCUCCACGGGCAUCUUGAUCAAGGUGCUUUUGAGGAAGGAUUAAAUUUGUUUAUACAAGCACGGGUAUUUGGAUUUGAGCCAAAUGUCUCCACUCUAGUGCUCAUAAUUCAGGCACAUCACCGUCUUAGAGCUUUCCAUGAUGGCCAGAGGUUUCAUGCAUACUUGAUUCAAAGUGGGCUCUUAAGUUCAAUUUCAGUCCAAAAUGCUCUCUUGGGCAUGUACACAGACUUCGGGAUGGACUAUGCAGAAAGCCUUUUUCAUGAAAUUUACGAGAAAGAUGCGAUUUCGUGGAGUGUGAUGAUUGGAGGUUAUGUCCAUUGGGAUGAUGCUAUUACUGCUCAAUUGUCUUUUAAACAGAUGGUCUCAGAUGUUGGGAUUGAAGUGGAUGGACAAACCAUGGUUAGUGUACUCAAGGGCUGUGCUACCCUAGGUGACAUCCGGGUGGGAAAAUUGAUUCAUGGAUUUUCGGUUGUCAGAGGUUUGGAUUAUGAUUUGUUUGUUUCAAACACUCUGGUUGAUCUCUAUUGCAAGUGUGGGGACAUUGACUCUGCUGUUAUGGCAUUCAGGGGAAUUCCUUACAGGAACAUAGUAUCUUGGAAUUCUCUGCUAUCUGGAUUUGUUCAUAAUGGGAAGCAUGAAGAAGCAUUGGCAUUGUUUUCCUUAAUGAGUCAGUCGGGAGUUACUGCUGAUGACGUCACUUUAGUGAACCUACUUGCAACUUGCAAGGUCUCGAGAAAUCUGCAUCAAUGCAAGUCGAUUCACUGUAGAGUAAUCCGGGGAUAUUCCCAGUCAAACGAUUUGGUCGUGAAUUCAUUAAUUGAUGCAUACACCAAAUGUACACAGAUCAAUCUUUCUUUUAGACUAUUCUGCCAAAUCAAAAGACCGGAUAUCGUGACAUGGAGUACGAUGAUAUCAGGUUUAACCAACUGCGGCUUGCCUGAUGAAGCGAUCCUUCUUUAUCGGGACAUGCGGCUUUCGCGCCAGAAUCCAAAUCCAGUAACAAUUUUAAACCUUAUCGAGGCCUGUGCGCUAUCUGCUGAAAUCAAAAGAUCCAAGUGGGCCCAUGCCAUUGCAAUCCGGAUGGGGCUGAUGGGUGAUGCUGUUGUUGGUACUGCAAUACUCCAUAUGUACGCAAAAUGCGGAGCCAUAGAAGCUUCUAGAAGGGCAUUCGAUCAGAUCACAACAAAAAAUGUCGUGUCAUGGAGUGCGAUAAUUGCCGCAUACGGCCUGAAUGGAUUUCCCCGUAAAGCACUGGCUUUGCUUUCCGAAAUGGAAGCUCGUGGUUUAACGCCCAAUCCAGUUACAAUUCUCUCGGUUUUGUCUGCAUGCUGCCAUGGAGCUGGGAAACUUGAUGAUGCACUGGGAGUGAUUAAGUCUGUCCCUGUUGGCAUGAAGCCUGGUGCAAGUGCUUGGGGUGCACUUUUGAGUGGUUGUAAAAACUAUGAGGCUGGGAAACUCGUUGGGGAUGCUUUUUCUCACGUUCUUGAAUUGGAGCCGUCGAGCUCGGCUGGUUAUUUACUUGCAUCAAAUACGUAUGCUGCCAGAGGUUCGUGGGAAGAUGCCUCUGGGAUUAGAUGUUUGAUGAAUGAAAGGGGAGUAAAAGUGGUAGCUGGUUACAGUUUGGUUCAUGUUAAAUAG
Molecule: messenger RNA, 1875 nt
Organism: Striga hermonthica
Lineage: Eukaryota; Viridiplantae; Streptophyta; Magnoliopsida; Lamiales; Orobanchaceae
Source: the annotation of a GenBank genome assembly